AAAAGAGCCAGGAUUUGGUGGAAGAAAAAGCCACGAUUUGGGCGUUUGGGUGUUUUGGGGAAAACCUCCCUUUCCUCUUUGUUUUGGGGGUGCGUUGGGGGAGAACAGUCCUUUCUGGCUGUGUCUGUGCAGAGGAAGGUGCUGCUGGCCUCCAGCAAGGUCUCGUGCCCCGUUCUGUCCCUGUCCUGCCUUGAAGAUGGCCGUUUUGUCACCGUGGGACAUCGCCACGUCCGCUUCUGGUUCCCAGCCCCAUCCACCAGCACCAAGGUGACCGGGCCGGUGCCGCUGUCGGGGCGCGGGGGGCUGCUUGGGGGGCUGCAGGACAACGUGUUCUGUGGGGCAGCUGGAGGUCGGGGUCGGAUGGUGAUGAGCACCUUCUGCAUCUCCACCACGGGGCUGCUGUGCCGCUUCGAUGGGAGGAGGGUCCUGGAGAAGUGGGUGGACGUGAAGGUCCCGUCGGCGUCCUGCAUCUCCGUCAGCGAGGAUUUCGUUUUCUGCGGCUGCGCCAACGGCAUCGUGAGGGUCUUCCAGGCCCACGACCUCCGGCGCUGCUGCGACCUGCCCUGCCCACACCCCCUCGCCGUGGACCUCCACCACGACCCCCAGCCCAGACAGCCCGACCUGCUGUACCCUGACACCGUGGCCCUGUCCUACAACCCCACGCAGCGGUGGCUCUCCUGCAUCUAUCGGGAUCACAGCGUCUACGUGUGGGAUGUGGGGGAUCUGCGGGCGGUGCGGAAGGUGUGGUCCGACCUCUUCCACAGCGCUUCCGUCUGGAGUGUGGAGGUGUACCCCAAAAUCGAGGAGCAGCGACCCCGCCUGCCCCCCGGCUCCUUCCUCACCUGUUCCUCUGACACCACCAUCCGCAUCUGGAAUUUGGGGUCUGGCCCCAAACCUCCCACCCGGGGCAAUGCCUACAGCACGUCCCUACAGAACAUCCUCUACGUGGACCCCGUCCCCACCCCACACCUCCAGGACUUUUGGGACAGAGGUGAGAGCGCCGACCCCAAAACCGGAGUGCGGGUCCUGCGGCUCAGCCCCGAUGGGGAGCACCUGGCGUCGGGGGAUCGUGCCGGGACCCUCCGGAUCCACGAGCUGAGCUCCAUGCUGGAGGUGGCCGAAGUGGAGGCGCACAAUUCCGAAAUUCUCUCCUUGGAUUACUUCAAACCAGAAAUGGGAGCCACGCUAUUGGCCUCAGCGGGACGGGACUGCCUGAUCCACGUCCUCAACGCGUCCCAGAAUUACCGACUGGAGCGGACUCUGGAUGACCAUUUGUCAGCUGUGGUGUCGGUUCGCUUUGCAGGGAGCAGAAGAGUGCAGCUCAUCAGUUGUGGGGUUGAUAAGAGCAUUUACUUCCGCACCGGUCAGCAGCUCCCGGAGGGGCUGACCUUCUCCCGGACGCGCCACGUCACUGAGAAGACCACCCUGUACGACAUGGAUGUGGAUGCGGUGCGGCGGCACGUGGCCGUGGCGUGCCAGGACCACAGCGUGCGGGUGUAUGGGGCCAGCAGUGGGAAGCAGCGGUGCUGUUAUAGGGGACCGGCGGCCAACCGUGGCGCUCUGCUGAAGGUGCACUGGGACCCCUCAGGAAGCUUCGUGGCCACGAGUGGCUCUGACAAAUCCAUCUCCAUCAUCGAGGGCCGCUCGGGGCUCUGCGUCGCCCGCGUUUUCGGGCACUCAGAUGUGGUCACAGCGAUGCGCUUCACCCCCGACUGCCGCCAUCUCAUCACUGCCUCCAGGGACAGUUGUGUCUUCGUCUGGCGUCUGAGCUCUGAGCUCAGUGACCGAAUGCGGCAGCACAGCCUCAACAACGUCCCCCUCCCCAUCCCAGCUCCACAGACCCCCGUCGGGCCGAAUCCGGAGUCACCCCCCAACUGCAUCCUCACCAAUGGCAGAAUGCCGCUGUGGGCGAAGCGACUGCUGGGAGAAGAGGAUGGCACCGUCAGACCCCCCUACGUUUACCAACCACAGGGACGGUGGGCUGAGAGCGCCCAGAACGCCCCGGUGGUGAUCCUACAGAUGGACCCCACAGCCCUCACCCCCUUCAAGGCAGAGCUGGAAGAUGGGGGGGGGGUGGAGCUGUGGCCCCAGAACCUGGGGGCGAUCCUGACGGAGGUGGAGACCUCCCCCAGCACUGAGGAUUCGGGGUGCUCCGCAAUCCUCUCGGAUGAACCUGAAGAGGAACCGGAAGCGCUGGGGAACAGCGCAGAGGAGGGGAGCGGGUUGGGGUCCCUCCCUUGUGGGGUUGGGUCCCCCCUUAUUUCGGGAUCGUCGCCCCAAAUCUCCACCCCAAAUCCCAUCCCAUCCCAAAUCCUGACGUCAGGUGCCAGUGAAAGGAAUCCCGCAGCGCCCGCAGAGGAACAGAGUGCCGCCCCAUUGCUGGGGACGAAUCCUCAACCCCACGAAGGGUUUGGGGGAAGCCUGGAGGAGACGAAGGCGCCCGCAGGCGAGGAUGAGGAGAGCACCUUCAUCCUCAACCCCCGCCUGAGCAUCUCGGCUCGCUUCCUGUCCCGCUGCCAGAAGAACAGCAGGCUUAGGGCCGCCUUCCCACUGCAUUCCCGUGUUCCGCUGUCGGUUCCGGCUCGGAGCGCCGCCCCACAGCCGUCACCCCACUCCCGCCCCACAGAAACCCACUGGGACAGGACACUGCACCUCCCCAUAGCGCUCAGAGGGAGCAGCGCUGCUCUCAUCCCCUCUACGGGGGAUAUAAUGGCAUGGAAUGGAGACAAAGCAUUGUGGGGGGGUCCCGGCCCUCCCCCCCCUCCCCCGGCCCCACGGGACCACCACGGCGUCCCUCGGGCUGCGCUGCUGUGGUGUGAAUGAAAGAGAGGCGACCUUCAAUUCUUACUGACUUUGGCAGCUCCCGUCUCUUUACCAGCAGACGCGUCCGCCCUACGACAGAACCAAGAACCAGACAAAACCCCGCAUUGCACCCCAAAAAAACCCGAAUUCCACCAA
Molecule: messenger RNA, 2958 nt
Organism: Meleagris gallopavo (turkey)
Lineage: Eukaryota; Metazoa; Chordata; Aves; Galliformes; Phasianidae
Source: RefSeq, a predicted model, not a curated record